AUGAGUAUACUGGCCUGCACUGUGUACGUUGGUGAGAAGUGGAGCAGGGGUGGGACCUUGGGGCGGGCGUUAGCGGAUGCGAGCGCGUGCCGGGGCGCGUCGAGCGGAGCGCGAGCACGUCAAGUCGCGCUGGCCGGAGAUGGCCCGGGCGGGAUCGAUGCGGGCGGCGGGCGGCUGCGGAGUGCUGCACCCGGAGGCUGCGCCGGCCACCCCGCGCCCCCCGUCACGUCGCCAGCGCCGCCGCGCACGCGCCCCGCCGCGCCGUCGCCCGCCCGUCGCCGUCCGUCGCCGCGACGUUUCAAUUCCCUCUCUGCCCGUACUGAUUUACGAUACGCUCCCGUUUAUUCUUCGCCCCGGUUUUUUAUCUCCGCAUGCCACAUGCACGGCGAUAUUACUUAUUCAAUUGAAUCAUAUUCUUCGGAUACUUGA
Molecule: messenger RNA, 429 nt
Organism: Parnassius apollo (apollo)
Lineage: Eukaryota; Metazoa; Arthropoda; Insecta; Lepidoptera; Papilionidae
Source: the annotation of a GenBank genome assembly